AAAAUCUCCUCUGUUUUCUCUCUUUACCUGCACAAACAUUGCAUGGAAACCCUUCAAAGCUUUAUAUCUCCAAAAACCCAAUUCAUGAACAUGAACUUGAACUCACUCUUUUCAAGGCUCAAACACAAGCUCUCCUUGACCCCUUCUUUAUAUAACCUAAAACCCUUUUGUACAAUGAAUUAUCUAACUCCAUCUCUUUCUCUCAGAAGUAGCACUAGCAAGAGUAAAAGUACUGUUAUUGCUUCAGCAGACAGUGUAAUUCUCAAGGCUAAUGUAGCUGAAGCAGCAAGACAAUUGAAGGUGGACUGGUUGGAAUCCCUUUCUUGCCCUCUUCCCGUUAGUCAAACCAGACUUUCUACUUUUGGAAAUACGAGUUCCAAUUGGGUCAUUGGUAUCGACCCGGAUCUCUCUGGUGCUGUUGCUCUCUUGAAAAUUGAUGAUUCCGGUUUCUCUGCUCAGGUAUUUGAUACCCCUUGCUUGAAAGUUUUGGUGGGCAAAAGAAUUCGAAAGCGGUUAGAUGCUAAAUCUAUUGUUGAGUUGCUUCGUAAUUUUGAUGCUCCAGUUGGUAUGGCUGACUCUUUUGGAAAACUUCUGUUAUUUCAAAAACUAUUCGUCCUUGGAACCACUGCAUACAUUGAGCAAUCAAGCCCAUUUCCACAAGAUGGGAAACAGGGAUGGUGGAGUGGAGGAUUUGGUUAUGGAUUAUGGAUUGGUACAUUAGUGGCAUCUGGUUUCUCUGUAGUUCCAGUACCAUCUGUGACAUGGAAGAAAAAAUUUGAACUCUCUGGAAGCGGAUAUACCAAGGAUGAUAGUCGAAGGGUUGCAUCAACAUUAUUUCCAUCAUUGAGUUCUUCACUGAAGAGAAAAAAGGAUCACGGAAGAGCUGAAGCUUUACUCAUUGCUGCAUAUGGCAAAGGCCUAAAGUUGAACUCAGAAACCUCAUGCACUUUAGAGGAACUGCCUUAAGAUUUGGCAGAUUGCUUGGCAACUCAUGUCCUCUGGAUGCAUCUUGUCCCCAUGCCACGUGCUAAACAUUUGGGAGAAAUAGAAUGACUUGCGUAAUGAAGAAGUACGAGAGCUGAAGGGAUUUUUUGCUCGUGAGACCUUUUAUGUCUAUCAAAUUCAUGGAGAUGGAGCCUCGGAAGAAGAAAAAAAUGAGAUGAUUCUUGUAGACUAGGUCACAACUAUUUAAUGAAUUGUACUGGGAUUUUGGUUCCCAUUAUGGCUAUCCACUCGAUUGUUGUAUUCGCAAAAUUGUAGAAUGAUUAUGGAAAUUCUAAUGAAAAUCGACAUUCUUGCUCCA
Molecule: messenger RNA, 1303 nt
Organism: Jatropha curcas
Lineage: Eukaryota; Viridiplantae; Streptophyta; Magnoliopsida; Malpighiales; Euphorbiaceae
Source: RefSeq, a predicted model, not a curated record